AAUAAUAAAAAUCUUUUGAUGAGUGGGGAUCGAAAAAAUUUGAAGCUUGGGGUUUAUUUUGUGGUUUUGAACUUGGUCAAAAUCAAAUUGAAAGAGAAUUGUAUAUGUUUUAGUUUUUUAUUAUAGUUAGUAGAUAAAAUAGGGGUAAAUUACACUUUUGGUACUCAAACUAUGUGUGGGUAACACUUUAGUCUUCAAAACUUUAAUUCGGUGCAACUUUUGGUUCGUAUUUUCUGAAUUGUUGCAAUUAAGUUUCACAACCUAAUUUUUUGGACUAAAAGUUUAUAAAUUAUUAAUGUAGAAGUAAUAUAGCAAUGUCGUAAUUGAUGAUACGACGAUAAUUAAGAUGUUAUAUCACUUCUAUAUUAAUAAUUCAUCAAUAUUUAGUCAAAAAAUUUAAAUUGUGUGAUUUGAUUGUAAUAAUUCAAAAAGAAAUUACAAUGAAUUAAAGUUUUGAGGACUAAAGUGUUGCAAGCCUCAUAGUUUGAGGAUCAAAAGUGUAAUUUAUCUGAUAAAAUUGCAUAAAUUGCACUAUUAGUCCUCAAACUUUUAGCUACAUUUCAUUUUGGACCUCAAACUUUUGUUUUCCAUAUUAGAAUAUCCCUAAACUCUUUAAAGAGUUUUAUUUUAGUUCCUACACUUAUUACUAUUUAGAAUAAACUAAUUUAUUACUCUCGGUGCAUCUAUAUAUUCAAUGCAUCUGUGUAUAUUCGGUGAUAACUUAUUCAGUAUAAUAUUAUCACCCAUGAUUUGGUACAAUAAUAUAUUUCUUAGUAAAGUGAUUUAACUUAUUUCGAAAAAAAAAAUGAUAAAACUGAAUAUGCUAUUUUGUUUUAGACAUUUGACGUAAUCUAUUCUGAUAUCCAAAUACUGAAACCUGAAAAAGUUUAGAGACGUAUUUACUAAAGUUUAAACGUUAGGGGGAUGUUUGUAUAUUUUCCCCUCACUGUUGCAUAGAAUUCCUUGUCCUGUACCUGCUAAACGGACAGACUGCACACAUCAUAGGAACUAAUAAUGUUCUCAGGCUGCAGGCAAAACAACAACUGCUAACUCUCAAACCUCCUGCUAUAACACCAAACUCCACUCUCUCUCUCUCUCUCUCCUUUACUUGCAGAAGAAGCAAAAUAAAAAGCUUUACAAACAACCAACACAACUCUCUCUCUCUCUCUCUCUCUCUCUCUCUCUCUUUUCAAGCUCUGGGUCUUUUGCUCUUAUGAUUUGUGUUUGUGAGUGUACUACUGAUGGAUACAUUGAAUCUCCAUAUAUAUAUAUAUAUAUAUACUCCUAUUGUUACUCUCUAGUUUUAUAUUUUAUAUGAUCCUUCUAUUAAGGUAUAAUAUUGUAUAUGAGAAGCUAUUCUUAUCAGAGUUUCUGCCUUUCGUCCGUAAAAUUUGAGAUUUGAUUUAUGCUUCAGCAAAACUCUAGAUUUUCUUAGAUUGCCGGAUGCUUUAGUAUAGAAACCAGACAGCUGAAAACAAAACCACAAGUAGGGCCAAACAGGAACAUGGAGGUAUGCAUGCAUGUCACAAGGUGCGCCUUUUCCUUUCCCAUGUUUGAUCAACCCUUCAAUUAUUGUACCCUCCAGAGUUUGGCGAACUUAACAUAGUUUCUGAGGAAUAUCACAAUCCAGCAAAAUGAAAAGUAGUUUGAGACAUGAGAAACCGUCAAUCCGCAAAACAGGAAGAGAAGCUCCAGGGAGUGAAUUUGAUCUUGAUCGCCGCGGUUCAAAGGAAACAAUCAAUGAUCAAGGAGUUUCGAGCGCUGCGGCGGCGAAUCCUAUGGCUUUCGAUCCCCGUAAGAUGAAGAGGAACUCCGCGAUCGAUGUCCGGCGCGAGUUGUGUGAAAAGAUCCAUGCCAAGAUGCAGUUUCUUGAAGAGGACACAAGGCUCAUGAAGGAGGCUAUUUUGGAUUGUGUGAAGGAUAGGGACAUCCUCAUGAGUGAGGUAUCUCACAAGCUUCACAUGAUAAGAGAGCAUCUAAGUAUAAUAAGCUCAGAGUGUAGGCUUGAUUGUCCUCCUAGGGUUUGCUCAUUUGAUCCACUCAAGUACCAUGCAGGAUGAUAGAAAAGAUAUUGGAUUACUGGGAGUGCUACACCAAGAUCUAACUCCAACACUCGUCGCGCGACGAGCGAAGAAAAUCAACGUCGACGCUUUCGACAACUAGCCUGAGCUGUUUAAACAUGUAAGUUAGUUCACUGAAAAAUAGGGGACUCUGAUCAGAACAUGGAACUUCAUUUGUAAAGCUAGCAUACAAUUCAAUGGAUUGGUAUUUAGUAUUCCAAACUUA
Ananas comosus (pineapple) is the source of this 2286-nucleotide messenger RNA. RefSeq lists its product as uncharacterized. The transcript is spliced from 2 exons. The record is from RefSeq and is a predicted model, not a curated record. NCBI's taxonomy places the organism in Eukaryota, Viridiplantae, Streptophyta, Magnoliopsida, Poales, Bromeliaceae. The coding region runs from base 1635 to 2060 and encodes 141 amino acids.